AUGGAAAACUGCAAUUGCGCUCCAAGAUCGGUGCUAAUCUUCCUCCUCAUACUCAUCAUCCUCUUCAUCACCAUCCUCAUCCUUGCAUUCACAGUCUUCAAGCCUAAAGACCCAACAAUUGAAAUCCUCUCCUCCACCGUCGACGGCAUCUCACCACGAUUUCAACUUCCCCAAUUCAAAGUCGAACUCAAUAUCACUCUAAACCUCCAGAUCCUCGUCCACAACCCAAACCAAGCCAGCUUCAAGCACGGUAUUGGCGGCGCCGCCCUCGUCUACUACCACGGCACUCAGGUUGGAGUGGCUGAGAUCCCUCCUGGCACCGCCCCUGCAAACGGAUAUGAAACUCUUGAUUCCAAGGUAACCCUUGAGGCCGAUCAAUUCAAGUCUCAGAUUGGUGAACUUAUUAAGGAUGUGAUGGCAGGAGAAAUUGAGGUUGAGGCAAAGGCUACUGUCCCUGGACGGGUGAAGUUCUUUGGGAUUUUUCACAAACACGUAGUUAGUGUUUCGAAUUGCUGGAUUGUAAUUGGUGUCACCGACCUCAAGAUCCGCCGACAGGAAUGCAAUUACGGAAUCAAAUUUUAG
Telopea speciosissima is the source of this 582-nucleotide messenger RNA. RefSeq lists its product as uncharacterized. The transcript has a single exon. Bases 1 to 582 code for a protein of 193 amino acids. The record is from RefSeq and is a predicted model, not a curated record. Lineage: Eukaryota; Viridiplantae; Streptophyta; Magnoliopsida; Proteales; Proteaceae.